Polistes dominula (European paper wasp) is the source of this 1286-nucleotide messenger RNA. RefSeq names its product aldo-keto reductase family 1 member A1. The record is from RefSeq and is a predicted model, not a curated record. NCBI's taxonomy places the organism in Eukaryota, Metazoa, Arthropoda, Insecta, Hymenoptera, Vespidae. Gene Ontology annotation, molecular function: oxidoreductase activity.
ACUAUUCUAGAUUAGAAGUUAAUGUAAUAUUUAUUUUUUACUUGAAAUACAAGGACAGUAUUCUCUGGUAGAAGUAAAAGGCAGAACAACUCAUUUACUUAUGGUGGGGGACAUAGUAAGGUAUCAAAAGUACUAAAUACUUCUUAACAGUAUAACUUCUUCUUCCUUUGAGAACAGCCAUAAGAUACUAUUUAUUUCUUUUAUUCAAUAAGGAUAUUGUGUUUUAUAAUAUAAUUAUAACUAAGGAAUCUAAACAUGAAAACAAAAAAAUGCAUAUCUUUACCAAAUGGACAACAGAUGCCAAUAUUGGGAUUUGGUACUUGGCAGGCAAGUGAAGAAGAAAUAGAAACAGCAUUAGAUCUAGCUUUUGAAGCGGGAUACAGACACAUUGAUACUGCUACAGUAUAUGAAAAUGAAAAUGCCAUUGGUAAAGUUAUAAAAAAAUGGUUAGACUCUGGCAAAAUUAAACGGUCUGAACUUUUUAUUGUAACGAAGUUGCCACCAGUCGGUGUUCGUCCAGAAGGUGUUGAAAAAUGGAUUAAAAAAUCUAUAGCAAAUUUACAAUUAGAUUAUUUAGAUCUUUACUUGGUACACGUGCCAUUUACGUUCCAAGAAAUUGGAGAGAAUUUACAUCCUAAGAAUGAAAAAGGAGAAAUUAUGAUCGAUACUUCUACGGAUCAUGUAAAAAUUUGGAAGGAGAUGGAAAAGCAAGUUGAACUAGGACGAACUAAAAGUAUAGGCCUUUCGAAUUUUAACGAAACUCAAAUAAAUAAAAUCUUAUCUAUUGCAUCUAUACCAAUUUCUAAUUUACAAGUAGAAUUACAUGUAUAUUUCCAGCAAGUUGAACUGGUUGAAUUUUGUAAAAGUAAUAAUAUUAGUAUGACUGCAUAUUCACCUUUGGGUAACCGUGGACUGGUAAAAUUGCUAGGAAAGACUGAUGUCCUCCCAGAUUUACUAACCAAUGCUGUUGUUUUGAAGAUCGCCCAAAAAUACAAUAAAACUGCUGCUCAAAUUUUGCUAAAACAUAUUCUUUGUAAGGGUAUCUCAACUAUUCCAAAAAGUACUAACCCACAACGAAUUAAAGAAAACAUACAGUUAUUCGAUUGGGAAUUGGAAGACGAAGAUAUAUUGGAGCUAGAAGCUCUAAACAAAGGAAAAUCUGCACGCAUAUGUGAUUUUUCUUUCAUGAAAGGUAUUAAGAAUCAUCCUGAAUAUCCGUUUUAAAAUUUUUUAAGUAAUAACCAAAUUAUUAUUUGAAUAUAAUUAUAUUGAAACAUAAUAUUUUA